This is a messenger RNA of Pygocentrus nattereri (red-bellied piranha), 1992 nucleotides long. RefSeq names its product PWP1 homolog, endonuclein (gene pwp1). The coding region runs from base 88 to 1536 and encodes 482 amino acids. Gene Ontology annotation, cellular component: nucleus. The transcript has 15 exons. Lineage: Eukaryota; Metazoa; Chordata; Actinopteri; Characiformes; Serrasalmidae. The record is from RefSeq and is a predicted model, not a curated record. Gene Ontology annotation, molecular function: protein binding. Gene Ontology annotation, biological process: rRNA processing.
GCGGAUUCCGUCAUCACUCCGAGACCGGCUGUAGAAGGACCGCGGAGCGUCCACGUGGUCGGCCGGUCGUGCGGAGCAGCGGCGGCGAUGAGCUCUCAGAUCACCUGCGUCGGCUGGGUGGGCCGGGGGGUCUCCAGAGAAACGCCGGACAAGGUGGAGCUGAGCAAAGAAGAGCUGCAGCGCAUCGUAGCCGAGGCAAAGGAUGAGUUACGGGAAAGUGAUGAGGAUGAGGAGGGAAUGGCGAACAAGCCGGACGAGGCGACUGAAGAAGCACCUGCAGAAGUGAAAGAUGACGAUGAAGCAGAGCAAAAGGAAGACGAUGAACUUGCUAAGUAUGACCUGGACAAGUAUGAUGAGCAGGAAAUAGCGACGGCCAACCUCGGGGACAGUUUGGCCGGUUUGACGGUGUUCGGCACUAAUGAAGAAGACCCUUAUAUCACCAUUAAAGACACAGAACAGUAUGAAAGGGAAGAUUUCCAGAUUAAACCUACAGACAACCUCAUUCUGGCAGGCAGGGCAGAGAAGGACUGCUGCAACCUGGAGGUUUACGUAUAUAACUCUGAAGAGGACUCUCUGUACGUCCACCACGACAUCCUCCUCCCUGCUUACCCGCUGAGCAUAGAGUGGCUGAACUUUGACCCCAGCCCUGAAGAAGGCACAGGGAAUUAUGCAGCCGUGGGGAACAUGACUCCCAUUAUUGACGUGUGGGACCUAGACGUGGUGGACUGCCUAGAGCCUGUGUUUUCACUGGGCAGCAAGAAAACCAAGAAGACCAAGAAAAGCAAGAAGAGUGCUGAGCAAGUCGAGGGGCACACAGACGCUGUGUUGGAUCUGUCGUGGAAUAAGUUGGUCAGGAAUGUGUUGGGCAGUGCUUCAGCUGAUGAAACUGUGGUUCUUUGGGAUUUAGUGCAAGGCAAACCAGCAACGACAUUAAGACUGCACACAGAUAAGGUUCAAACUCUAAAGUUCCACCCAUUUGAAGCCCAGACACUGGUCACUGGAUCUUACGAUAAGUCCGCUAUCCUGUACGACUGUCGGAGUCCAGAGUCCAGCCAUCGUAUCUGGCGGUUCAGUGGUCAGGUGGAGCGUCUGGUGUGGAAUCACUUCUCUCCCUGCAACUUCCUCGCAAGUACAGAGGACGGCUUCAUUUACUGUCUGGACGCCCGGUCAGACAAGCUGGUGUUUACGCUGAGAGCACACGACGGAGAAGUGUCAGGUAUGGACCUGAGCAGUCAGGUCAGCGGCUGUCUGGUCACGUCCUCGGCUGACAAACACGUGAAGAUCUGGGACAUCCUGGGCAACAAGCCCAGCCUGAUUCACUCCAGAGAUAUGAAAAUGGGCGUGAUGUUCUGUGCGGCCUGCUGCCCCGACCUGCCGUUCGUGUAUGCGUUUGGAGGACAGAAGGACGGACUGCGUGUGUGGGACAUUAGUGAUGUAGCUGCUGUUUCAGAGGUUUUCGGCAGUAGAGAGCGCCUGGUGGCUAACACGGUGUCGGGGACUUCCAGCAGUAGUACAGCAGCCAUGGAGGUCUCAUAACUGCUUACAAUUCCCUAAUUCAUUUGUGUAUUUGACUCAAAUACAUCCAGUGGAACAGACAGACUCUUGUCAUCAGACAUAUUCCAGGUCCCAUUUCAGACGCUGUCGGGAAUGAUUUUCUCCUUCAAUGUUUGUGGAACGAGAAAGGACCAGAAGGCCUUAAUGACGGGUUUUUUUUUGUGAGCACAGCUUCUCCAAUUCAGUUCUUUAUGGUUGUUUAUCUAAGAAACUUGACUAUAAUCACUUAAACUUCUGCUUUUACAUAAGCAGAUAAACAUAAGGGAGUUGUUAGGAAUUAAACUUUUUCUAUGAAAAUGGGAAUCGUGGAGUUCAGGUAAAUGAGUGGUGGCCCAAAGCAAGCUAAAUUGGGUUUGAAGUCAGUCCAAACCAGUGCAGUUUUAUCACUGUAUUGCUUUGCUUUCUGAUUGAUAGUAAAGGUGAGUCUAAUUCCAGCUA